AUGCCUCUCAUCAACGAAUCGCACGACUCCCUGCCAUACAUUGAAGCAGAGCCUUCCACUUCUGCCCGCGCAGCUGCGGAGAGGCUUAUCACCGCAGAGCUUUCUGCUGACUCUCAGACCACUCUCCACCCGUCCAUCCCCGGUUGCCCCGAACCCCAGUUUUCCCCCCUCAUGCAGCAGGAGGUGGAUCGCAAGGCAUCUGGAUUGCCCUUGACUGGUGGAAUUGACCUAUCGCGCUACGAGGCCCCCGAACCGCCCGCCAGAGCUUCAGACGGAUCGCCCAAUCUCGAAGAGUGGCGCCGGACGUUACAGAAGGCCUACACGGCUAGUUCUCACCUGUCGAUGAGACACGACAACCUGGCGCUAUUGGAGGAGAAUGGAAAGAACGCGUGGCUCAUUGGCAACUCGCAGUUGGAGGACAUCCUACGCGGCCUGGAGAAAGAACUGGCCGAGACCAAGGAGGCUGCGGAGUCGGUCAAUAAGGAGAGGAAGAUGGCCCAGGAAGCCAACAAAGGAGAGCUGGAAGGAUUGGAGGAAACUUGGAAACGGGGAGUGGGCGCGAUCCUUGAAGUGGAGUUGGCUGCAGAGGGUUUACGGAUGCAAAUCCUGGAGCAGAGACGCCAGCUGGCGCAGCAGCACGCGCGGUAA
Molecule: messenger RNA, 648 nt
Organism: Aspergillus homomorphus CBS 101889
Lineage: Eukaryota; Fungi; Ascomycota; Eurotiomycetes; Eurotiales; Aspergillaceae
Product: pre-mRNA-splicing factor SPF27 family protein
Exons: 2
Coding region: 1-648 (215 amino acids)
Biological process (GO): mRNA processing
Cellular component (GO): catalytic step 2 spliceosome; Prp19 complex; precatalytic spliceosome
Source: RefSeq, a predicted model, not a curated record